ACAAACCAACUAAUUCCAUUAAACCAACGCAAGAUGCUGCUCCUAAACCGAACAAAAAGCGUCGCAUCACAGAUGACGACCCAAAUCAACCAACGAUUGAACUCGUAACAGGCUUCGAAGAUAAUCAGAUCCAAAGUCUAAACCCAAAGGAAAGAUCCGAUCUCCCAAUAACUAUCCCAGCAUUAAAGAACGCAGAUUGGUUAGAACGAAGUCAAGCUCUCGCAGCUGCCCGCUCAAAAGAAAGUGAUAAAUCGAAAACUACAAAUGUGAAAACCACAAGCGUUAAAACACUCGAUAAUUCUGUGAAAACUACAAGCGUGAAAACCACAAGCGUUAAAAUACUCGAUAAUUCUGUAGGAUCACUAAAGCAACAAGCUUUGGAUGAAAUUUUAAAAG
Racocetra persica is the source of this 396-nucleotide messenger RNA. Lineage: Eukaryota; Fungi; Glomeromycota; Glomeromycetes; Diversisporales; Gigasporaceae. The record is from the annotation of a GenBank genome assembly.